UCUCCAAUGUUAGGUUCGAUUGCUCUAACUCCUAAGCAUCAGCCAGCAUCAAACCAGAAUUCCCUGCGUUCUCUUCAUCAGCCAUGCCUCUUGCCUUCGUUCUCCUCAUGUAUCUCUUUCAAGCUCUGCAUGCUCCUGUAUACUCUGCAACAACGGAUUCCAUUUCAGCCGGUGAGGUGCUCGUCGGCGAUGCCAAGCUCGUCUCAAGCAACGGCAGGUACGCGCUCGGCUUCUUCAACCCGCCGGGCAGCAUGCCCUCUUCCAAGCGCUGGUACCUAGGCAUAUGGUUCAACAAGGUUUCGCAGUUAACUCCGAUAUGGGUAGGAAAUAGGGAGAGCCCAGUUGUAGGCCCUCACAGAAUGUCAAAGCUCGCAAUCUCCCAAGACGGCAACCUUGCCGUCUUCAACGAGGCCACCAAAUCGAUGGUUUGGUCGACCCGUGCUGGUAUCACGGCCAAGAACACUACGCCCGUGCUCCUGGACAAUGGGAACCUCGUCUUAAGGGACGCAUCCAACUCCUCCACUGUCUUAUGGCAGAGCUUUGAUUACCCUACUGACAUCUUGGCCGCUGGUGCGAAGCUUGGACUAGACAAGAUCACCGGUUUAAACCGCCAACUUGUUUCGAAGAGGAGCUUGAUAGACCCAUCUAGUGGGCGCUAUUGCCUAGAACUAGACCCUUCCGGUGCUGCCCAAUUUGUGUUCAAACUGUGCAACACAUCCAUUAUGUAUUGGUCUAGGUUGCUAUGGAAUGAGCAAGACUUCAACUUAGUGCCAGAAUUAUCAGGAAAACAUCUGUUUGAGGAGAAGUUUAUCAACGACGACAAAGAGGAGUACUUCCAAUACAAAGUGUUAGAUGAAAAUAUGAUUGCUGUUAGCCUUUUGGACAUAUCUGGCCAGUACAAGCUGCUCGUCUCGGUUGAGGACGCGCAAGAAUUGAAACUAAUCUUCGUCCAACCUCAAGAUGAGUGUGAUGUAUAUGCUACUUGUGGGCCAUUCACUAUAUGCUACAGCAACACACUGCCACCCUGUGACUGCAUGACGGGAUUCUCAGUAAGAUCGCCUAAGGAAUGGGAGCAAAGAGACCGAGCCGGUGGAUGCAUAAGGAAUACGCCAUUAGAUUGCAGUACCAUGAACAAAAGCAUAACUGCAACAACAGAUAAGUUCUACUCCUUGCCUGGAGUUUCAUUGCCUGCAGAAGCCAACGUUAUUGCAUCAAUUGGCAGUGCAGACCAAUGCGCACAAGCAUGCCUGAAUAAUUGCUUAUGCACUGCAUAUUCCUAUUCUAGUGGCAAUAGGUGCUCCCUAUGGUAUAAGGACUUGCUAAACACCAGAUGCUACACUGAUGGAACAACCAGUGAUGGGGAAAUCCUGUACCUUCGCAUCGCUGCCAAAGAUGCAGAAAGCUGGAGAAAUAUGAAGAGAAAGGGAAUGAUCAUUGGGGUUGUUACUGCUGCAAGUCUCGUAGGUUUGGCUGUAAUAGCAGCUUUUUUCUCAUGGUCUCUACUGAUGUGGAGAAAUAAGAUGAAACAAUCUUUUAGCAUACCCGAUGAUGCUCAAGGUGGAAAUGGAAUUGUUGCUUUUAGAUACAUGGAUCUUCAAAAAGCAACUAAAAAUUUCUCAGAGAGAAUAGGAGGUGGAGGUUUUGGGUCUGUGUUCAAAGGCUUCUUAACUGACUCGACAGCUAUUGCAGUAAAGAGACUUGAUGGUGUACGCCAAGGAGAGAAGCAAUUUAGGGCUGAAGUGAGUUCCAUUGGAAUCAUCCAGCAUAUCAAUUUGGUUAAGCUAAUUGGCUUCUGCAGUGAAAGUGAUAGGAGGUUGCUUGUAUAUGAACAUAUGCCAAAUCGCUCUCUUGAUGCACACCUUUUUUGUAGCCAUUCCAUGGUCCUAAAUUGGAGUACCCGUUACCAGAUAGCUCUUGGAGUAGCAAGAGGUUUGGCAUACUUGCACGAGAGCUGCAGGGAUUGCAUCAUACACUGUGAUAUUAAGCCAGAGAAUAUACUUCUUGAUGCAUCAUUCAUACCUAAAAUUGCAGACUUUGGGAUGGCAAAGUUUUUAGGAAGGGAUUUUAGCAAAGUUCUGACUACUUUGAGAGGAACCAUAGGGUAUCUUGCACCUGAAUGGAUCAGCGGAGUUGCCAUUACAACAAAGGUGGAUGUCUACAGCUACGGGAUGAUGUUGAUUGAAAUGAUAUCAGGAAAGAGGAACUCAUCAUGUAAUGGAAAUACUAGUGAUGAAGUUGAAUAUUUCCCAGUGGAGGUUGCAAGUAAAAUUGCCGUCGGAGAUGUUGGGAGUUUGUUGGAUUGUCAAAGAGUCUGCAAGGUGGCUUGCUGGUGUAUUCAGGACAAUGAAUCGAAUCGGCCAACAAUGGGUGUAGUAGUACAAAUUCUCGAGGGUUUAUUAGAAAUUGACAUGCCGCCAAUGCCAAGACGACUUCAAGCUACUGUAGGAAUUUCACCGUAGAUAUACCCAUUCAUGCUUUUUUCUCUCUCUUUUCUUCCUUGUGCUUGUUUUUGUUUAGAUAUGCCCAUAGCCUUUAUGAAGGCGAAGGGCUAACUGUAUCUGCUUUAAAAUAAGCUUGUACUCAAUGCAAAGCUUCUGAACCUUUAUGUGAUAUAUUAUGGAGAACAAGACUC
Molecule: messenger RNA, 2632 nt
Organism: Panicum virgatum (switchgrass)
Lineage: Eukaryota; Viridiplantae; Streptophyta; Magnoliopsida; Poales; Poaceae
Product: G-type lectin S-receptor-like serine/threonine-protein kinase At2g19130
Exons: 1
Coding region: 84-2459 (791 amino acids)
Biological process (GO): recognition of pollen; protein phosphorylation
Molecular function (GO): protein serine/threonine kinase activity; ATP binding
Source: RefSeq, a predicted model, not a curated record